GGUGUGAUAAUCGUAUUUAAAAACAAUGACGGAAUUGGAAGGAUCUUAAAUUAUUUAAACAGCUUUUCGUCAUCUGAAGUUGAGGUUUUAGAAAAGAAGGAACUCAUUGCUGUCAAAUUUUUUCUUAAAGAAAAAGAUAAUGGUACAAAGUUUACAGCCAAGAUAACUAAUCUGAUACAUGCGGAUGGGAAGAUAUCUAUCUAUUAUGAGGACAUUUCAAUGGAGAUUAGUGAAAGUCAGCCGAUGUUAGGAAUCCAAAAAUACCUUCAAUGUAAUAAAAGUAAGAAACUUCUCAACGAAUGUUGUUAAGAGUUUGAUAUACAGUGACGUACAUAAUCAAUCAUCUGUUUAAUGAGGCUCACAAUUGCCGUCCUCAUUCAUAUCAUCACUCUAUACAAAGUGAAGUGUGUUUUGUGUAAGAAAGGGAUGAAUGAGUGUCACCUGAAUCCAAUAUUUCCUUCACACAAUGCUCAAUCCUAUGUAUUAUUGAAAGAUGAAAC
Molecule: messenger RNA, 500 nt
Organism: Schistosoma spindalis
Lineage: Eukaryota; Metazoa; Platyhelminthes; Trematoda; Strigeidida; Schistosomatidae
Source: the annotation of a GenBank genome assembly